AUGACUUUCGAUAUCCCAAAUAAUCAUAUCCAAAUCGGUGGAAGAAAGUCCAAGUUGGCAGUGGUUCAAUCUGAAAUAGUCAAGAGCAUCAUUGAGCUGAAAUAUCCUGAAUUAUCAUGCUCCAUAUUGGCCCUUUCCACUUUGGGCGAUAAUGUUCAAAGCAAACCGUUGUACUCAUUCGGUGGGAAGGCUCUUUGGACAAAGGAAUUAGAAAUCUUACUAUUGGAAGAGAUGGAGGAAUUCCCCAAACUCGACUUGAUCGUUCACUCGCUUAAAGAUAUGCCCACAAAUUUGCCAGAUGAGUUUGAAUUAGGUUGUGUCUUGGAUAGACAAGAUCCUAGAGAUGCAGUUGUGAUGGGCCUUGGAUUACCAUACAAGCUGCUCAGCGAUUUACCCGAUGGAUCCAUGGUUGGGACUUCUUCUGUCAGAAGACUGGCUCAAUUGAUGAGACACCACCCUAAGUUACGCUUUGAAAGUGUUAGAGGGAAUGUGCAAACCAGAUUAAAGAAAUUGGAUGACCCAGAAACUGAAUUUCAAUGCUUACUCUUGGCUGCGGCCGGAUUGGAUAGGGUGGAUUUGGGCCACAGAAUCACAUGUAGACUUGAUGCCCCAGAGAUGUACUACGCUGUUGGACAGGGAGCCUUGGGAGUAGAAAUCAGAAAAGAUGACCCAGUAAUGAAAUCAUUGUUGAAGACUUUGGAAGACAAGCCAACUACUUAUAAAUGCUUAGCUGAAAGGUCUCUCAUGAGGUCAUUGGAAGGUGGGUGCUCUGUGCCAAUCGGGGUACAAACCAACUAUAACAGCGAGACACAAGAGUUAUUAUUCAAAGGUAUAGUUGUUUCGCCUGAUGGGAAAGAAUUCGUUGAGGGCCAAAUUAUAGAUAAAGUCACAUCUAACGAAGAAGCAAACCAACUAGGCGUAAGAUUAUCUGAGAUAUUGGUGAAAAAUGGAGCAAAGAAAAUCUUGGAUGAGGUGGAUUUUGAAAGAAUUAACCAAAGACCUGAGAAUACGAAAUAA
Molecule: messenger RNA, 1017 nt
Organism: Dujonia railenensis
Lineage: Eukaryota; Fungi; Ascomycota; Pichiomycetes; Serinales; Debaryomycetaceae
Source: the annotation of a GenBank genome assembly